UUUUCUUGUCCUCAACAUCCACCACGAAGGUCUCGUCGACGUUGUGCUUGCCGUUCUCAACAGUCUUGUCGCUGGUUGAGGUCGCUGGCCGACUUGUCCUGUGGAUUCUCGACAAAGACUACUUUAAACUACAACCAUCGCUAUGCACGUCGCUCGUUUAUAUCACCUCUUCUCGGCGGCUUGUGUUUGCACGUCUGUCUUCGCCUCCGUCGUGGUACAGAAUUCCCUCGAGGGCCAACUGCCUCUCAUUGCUAGAAUUAACGCUCCUUACAAUUGGACAGUCUCUAACAACACGUUUGUUUCGACGCAUAACGCGACGUUGGACUACAGCGCCGCAGACCUGCCCGGAUGGUUGGCCUUCGACCGGACGACUCUGUCUUUCCAUGGGACGCCCUUCAAAGCGGACGAAGGAUAUCACACCGUUACGCUAACUGCGAAGGACCCUAACUCUUCGGAUACGGACUCUUCCAGCUUCUCGCUCCUUGUGUCGUCUACACCUGCACCCAAGGUCAAGCACCCCGUCAUCGAGCAGUUCAAACUUCCUAACCCUUCUCUCUCCUCGGUGUACCUUGUCUCGCAGAAUUCUGCGCUAAAGUCCUCUGUACCUGCCCUUCGCAUCCCGCCCAAGUGGUCAUUCAGCAUCGGGUUCCAGUACGAUACCUUCACCUCGGACGCGGUCGAGAACAUAUUCUACGCCGCGCUUCAGCAAGAUGGUUCCCCUCUGCCCGAUUGGAUUGAGUUUAAUCCUAGGAGUAUCACCUUCAACGGCGUGACGCCAUCGGAACGGGAUGAACGUGUGCCCCAAUCUCUGGCUCUGUCUCUUCAUGGCUCUGACGAGGAAGGCUAUUCUGGCGCAUCUCUCCCAUUCAACAUCUUUGUGGCGCAACAUGAACUGUCUUUGGCGACGUCAUCUCUGCCGACGAUCAACGUCACCGCGGAGACUGAGUUUUCGGUCUCUCUAAACUCUCCUGCGGACUUCUCGGGCGUGCUCUUGGAUGGACAGCCCAUCCAACCCUCGGAUAUCAUCGUUCUAGAAGUCGAUACUUCCUACUACGGUGACUGGCUCGACUAUGACACUGCAAGCAGGACGCUUAGCGGUACCCCUCCGGCUAGUGUGGACAACGAUGAGGACGAUCCGGUGUUGCCCGUGACCAUCACGACAACGGUGAAUCAGACUCUCGAAACCAAUGUCUCCAUCGCCGUGGUUCCAUCGUAUUUCACUGCUCCGUUGUUGCAGCCUGUCCUCGUUCAAAACGGAGAGCAACUGUCAUUCUCCCUCGUUCCAUACUUCUCGAAUGCUACGGGAACAGGCGGUCAUGACGACAUCUCGCUUUCUGCGGCCUUUGACCCGGACAACGCAACUCAAUUUUUGACUUUCGAUCCCUCUGCCGCGACAGUAUCGGGUAUGGUGCCGAGAAACUUCACUGACUACUCGCAUAUAACCCUCACUUUUACCGCCUACUCGCAUGUUACUCAUUCGACAUCGCACACUAGUCUCCCCAUCUCGCUCACUCCCUCUGACUAUGCGAAUUCUCACAAUACGACUGGCACUUCACUCUCGGCGGCUACUAAGGCAAAGCUACUCCUUGGGCUCAAGAUCGCGUUUGGCAUCAUCGCGGGACUUGUUCUCUUUGGUCUUUCCCUUGCUGCUUUCCGUCGGUUCGCGCGAAUUCAGGACUCAGCCCUCCUUGGCGAGGAAGGCCAGCGCGCGUGGACGGACGAAGAAAAGAAGUGGUAUGGCAUCGGCAUCGACGUUGAUGGCAAGGACGCUGGGACCGAACUUCGCCGUGUACGCACCCGGCUAGGCAACGAGUCGCCCUACAGCAGUGGAAGCCUCGGAACACCUGCCGUAAUGAGCAAAGCUGAAUUCUUCAACAGAGUUCGAUCAGCUGCUCGGCGUGUCAGUGAUACGGUGCGAAACGUCGGCAGCACGAAUAAGAGGGCAAGACCCGUCAUCGGCAAGCCUACCCUCAUAAUGGCCGAUGAUGGACGACUCGCAGACACCGAUGAUCUACGUCUCGUUCGCCCAUCGCAGACACUAGACCCAUUCGACGAUAUCAAUGCGACGGCUUAUGCUCCUAGCGGGACGAGCGGGUGGACUGGUGCUAGUAUCAGUAUUCCUGGAUCCCCAUCGGGCUCGACCGGAGAGCGCUCUAUUCCUCGACGCCGCCCCGAUUUUGGACCUCCCGAACGCUCGACGUCGGCCAUGCUCCUCGCCACACCCCCACAGACGUACGUCUCCAAGACCCACGCCUACGCUCACGGCGCGCCGCUCAGCCGCUCCUCAUCUACCGAUACCGACGGUUCUGACGACUCCGCGCGCACACACGCGACAGAGGCCGUCGUGCAACGUGCUCGGAGCGUUCGUAGUGUCCGAUCCGCUGCGAGUGUAGUUUCCGUUCAGGCCGAACAUGGUGGGCCCACGCCGCGUCUCGUUCCCUUUGGCGCUGCGCGUGUACCUGUGCCCAAGCUGUCGCAAGAUCAGCCCAUCGCGGGAAACGGACCUGUGCGCACGAAGCGCGUAGCGAGCCAGAUGGCGAAGGUCUUCCGUAGCUUGUCGAUAGAGAAACGAUUCAGCCAGACCGAGGGCGCCCCAGGGGACGACCUGAGCGUUGGCAUCGAGUACGUUCGGGCGCUUGGCGACAACGCUGACGAGUUGACUCCUGCUGGUUCACCAUCACCAUCGUUCUCGGUGGCCGAGUCUUCACAUAUGGGUCAUGGCGAGAUGAGCAGGAGCGUGUCCGCCGCCGGGCCAGUACCCACGCCGCGCAUGCUCACGCGCACGGGCGAGCCUUUCAGGUUCCGCAUUGCUCUCAUGCUACCUCUAUCGCACACGAAGCCGCUGGAUGUUCGCCCCAUGGGUGACAAGAAGCUCCCCAAAUUUCUCAAAGUUGACCUUGCUGCCCCCGCGAGCGCCGGCGGCGACAAGCGUGUAGUCGAGUUGUCGGGCGUGCCUGCCAAGGCCGAUAUCGGAGAGGUGGUCAUUGGCGUAUAUGAGCGUGGAGUGAUUGAGUGUGUUGGACGGGUCAUCAUCGAGGUCGUCGAAGCUGGUCGGCGAUGAGUUCUGCUAGCCGCUGACGCAUCCUUUCAGCGACUUCCUGUUUACUAGAUGUAUUAUACCGUAUCUGUUGUAUGUUUAGUCUUGUAUUCUAAUACAAGAAGCGGUUUCGCUUCGCUACGCCAUUG
Molecule: messenger RNA, 3186 nt
Organism: Phanerochaete carnosa HHB-10118-sp
Lineage: Eukaryota; Fungi; Basidiomycota; Agaricomycetes; Polyporales; Phanerochaetaceae
Exons: 2
Coding region: 143-3061 (972 amino acids)
Cellular component (GO): membrane
Molecular function (GO): calcium ion binding
Source: RefSeq, a predicted model, not a curated record